Messenger RNA from Varanus komodoensis (Komodo dragon), 8442 nucleotides. RefSeq names its product IKAROS family zinc finger 4 (gene IKZF4). The transcript has 10 exons. NCBI's taxonomy places the organism in Eukaryota, Metazoa, Chordata, Lepidosauria, Squamata, Varanidae. Gene Ontology annotation, biological process: regulation of transcription by RNA polymerase II. Bases 662 to 2431 code for a protein of 589 amino acids. Gene Ontology annotation, molecular function: DNA-binding transcription factor activity; RNA polymerase II cis-regulatory region sequence-specific DNA binding. The record is from RefSeq and is a predicted model, not a curated record.
UGGCCUUCGGAGCGUUCAGGACCCUCCGUUCUCGGGCUGCUCCUCCCCCGCGCUCCCGGCUACGGAUUCUCCCUCCGCGCUUUUCUAUCGACUCGCUCGGCUUUCUCCCUGCUUCCCUCCUGUCCGCGAAACGAGCCUCCUCAAGUGCGUUCGAUGCGCUCCGUGCUCGUCCGCGCCUUCUCCUGACGGAACGAUGCCCUGGGCGCUUUCUUUGACCACUCGAACUUCUCGACGCUCUUCUCUCAGUGCCUGUCUCCUAGCAGAGGGACCGGAAGUGGCUCGGGGAGGGGAGGGGGGCUCGGUCCCUCCUCAGGUGAAGGCGCUGCUGAUGGAGCCGCCGUUGCGGAGCAAUUGAGCCCCCCUCCAGCGCCCCCCACCCCCCUCCCAGAGGCUGGGCCGGGGGGGCCCUCCCCACAGUGAGACCGCUGGGUCUGGCGCCCCCCAACUCAGAUCAUAGGGCAGAGAGAGAGAGACUUGCCUCAGGCAAUCUACAGUUCAUGGUAGAGAGAAGAUUUGAACCAGGAACAUCUGAUUUGUAGCUCAGACUUCAGGCUGCUAUGCUACACCAGUUCUCCAAGGAGUACUUUGUUGCUAACAACCAUGUGAAACCAUAACACUACAGCUGCUAUUGUAUUCCAGGUCUAUCUGAGCUUUGUUUCUCAUGAAUGGUACUGAUUAUGCAUUGACAGGUGAGGCAGUGGGACUACAGAAUCAAAGCCUGGGCACAGUAAUGGACUGGAGGAUGGCCCACAAGCUGACCUUUAAUCCAGGCAAUAGAAAUAUCGUUAGUAAUUGCCCCACUGCCCAGCACAGUGUCUUAAAGAUGGAUAUAGAGGACUGCAAUGGACGCUCUUACAUAACUGGUAAUGGAGAUUCCUCUUUGGAGAAGGAGUUCACCUCCACAAUCGUGGGGCCGUCAGUGAGCACACCAAACAGCCAACACUCCUCACCAAGCCGCUCCCUUAGUGCAAAUUCUAUCAAGGUGGAAAUGUACAGCGAUGAAGAAUCAAGCCGGCUGCUAUCACAUGAUGUCCGGCUCAUUGAAAAAGAAGAGAGUGUGAUUGUUGAGGAUUCCCUCUCUGAGCCCCUUGGCUACUGUGAUGGGACAGGACAGGAGCCACAUUCCCCUGGCGGCAUCCGGCUACCCAAUGGCAAGCUGAAAUGUGACAUCUGUGGGAUGGUGUGCAUUGGCCCAAACGUACUGAUGGUGCACAAACGCAGCCACACUGGUGAAAGACCAUUCCAUUGCAAUCAGUGCGGUGCAUCCUUCACCCAAAAGGGUAACCUCCUGCGCCACAUCAAGCUGCACUCGGGUGAGAAGCCUUUCAAAUGUCCCUUCUGCAACUAUGCCUGCCGGAGGAGAGAUGCACUCACUGGUCACCUCCGCACACACUCAGUCUCCUCGCCCACAGUUGGCAAGCCCUACAAAUGUAACUAUUGUGGCCGCAGCUAUAAGCAGCAAAGCACGUUGGAAGAGCACAAGGAACGCUGUCACAACUACCUGCAGAGUCUUAACACUGAACCACAGUCGCUGGCUGGCCAGCAAGGUGACGAGAUGCGAGAUUUGGAGAUGGUGCCGGACUCCAUGCUUCACUCCUCAGCCGACCGGCCAACCUUCAUUGACCGACUGGCAAACAGCAUCACCAAACGAAAACGCUCCACACCUCAAAAAUUUGUGGGAGAGAAGCAGAUGCGGUUUGGCCUCUCCGACUUGGCAUUUGAUGUCAACUCCAGCUUUGAGAAGGACGUGGAGAUGGUCGCUUCCCACCAUCCCAUGGACACUAGCUUUGGUGGUUCCCUCUCGUUCGUGGGGGCAGAACACUUGCGUCCUCUCAGACUGCCACCCACAAACUGCAUCUCUGAGAUCACGCCUGUCAUCAGCUCUGUCUACACUCAAAUCCAGCCCCUCCCAGGCAGGCUGGAAAUAGCAGGAAACCGGGAAGCUGCUGCUGAAGUCCAUGAGGAUCUUCCAGAUGGGACACAGAUUGUAUACCGGGCAUCACGGGAGCCGAGCAUGGUUUCACCUAGCAAUGGUUGCCAGGAUUCCACAGAUACUGAGAGCAUCCACGAGGAGAGAGGCUCACAGCAGCCGCUGCUGCCCGGCGUUGGGAACUGCACCAGCAGCCGGCAGAGUCCGGCCUACGCCAAAGAGGACCCAAAACUGCAGGAGGGCAUCAUCCCCACCACUACUCGGUCAACUCCCAGCUCAGCCAAAGAAGCCCUGCGUGUGGUGAAUGAUGAUGGGGAACAGGUAAAAGCUUUCAAAUGUGAGCACUGCCGGAUCUUAUUCUUGGACCACGUCAUGUUCACCAUCCAUAUGGGCUGCCACGGCUUCAGAGACCCUUUUGAAUGCAACAUCUGUGGCUAUCACAGCCAAGACCGGUACGAGUUCUCCUCCCACAUAGUGCGAGGGGAGCAUAAGGUAGGCUAGCCCCACACCCCCUCUUCCCUCUGGUCCCACACUCCGUCUCACUAGUACUCCAUCCUGGUUAGGCAUGGAACUGUCCAUUCUUUUGUACUCCUUUGCACUGACUUUGGCUAAAAAAGAGAAAUAUAAAAAAACCCUAACUUUAAAAAAAUCCAACAAACUUGAGAUGGGGAGGAGCUCAUAACAUUUUGCCUUUUCUGUGCGGUGUUAUUUAAAUACUGUUAAUCAGUUUUAAAAUUCUUUUGUGCUUUUCUCUCCCAUGUAGUUAUUUAUUAAUCUUUAUUUUUCUCUUUAGUUUGUUGGUAAGCCUUUCCAUUCAGUCAUUUUGCAGGGACCCUCUCCACUGAGGGGUAUGUAAGGCGCUGGUAUACUUCAGCAAUGUACUUGUUGUCAAGGUCUAAGUCUCUUCCUCCUCCUCCUCCUCCACUUAAAGUUUAUUUGGGCUUCUUUUUGUUUCAGUUCAGGUGUCUCUGUCAAGGCACCAUGUUAGACAUAAAGAACCUCAGAUCAGGUGCUAACACAUUAUAGAACUUCCCCCGUUCAAGGGGCUAGGAAAGCCACGGCUUGAGUUGGUAGAUGUCAGACUGAACCGCAUAUGCCCUCUUUUAUGGGUGUCUGUGAAAUGGAGAUGGAAAGGUAUCCUGCUAGGAACCCUGUGGGCCCAAGAUCGCAAUACCUCUGUGCUUCUGCUUGCAACAGCUUUCACGUGAAAUGUGCUUUCUCCUGUCUUGGGGCCAAGGUGGGGUGGUGGAUUUUGCAACUGGUGAAGAUGAAGGGGCUGCAGCGCCACCUACAUGAAGGACGGUGGUGAGCACUUUGUAAAAGAGUUUGCUAGCAUGCUGCCUUUCAGAGUCAGCUGGGGAUCGGCAUGAGGAAAGCAGAUGCUGUUUCCAGGAUGCAGUGAAGGAGUCUUAGCAUGUUAAUGCUUUGCAUUAACAAGCGGCUAUGUUCUGUUUCCUGAGCUGUUAAGAAUCUGGGAUGUCCUCCUGCAUGAACAUAUUUGGCGUCCCUGUUAGUCAGCCAGAAGGGCUGUCUGAGCUUUCAUCCUUAGCUCUUAAAGAGCCAUUCUUAUUGCAGGCUUUGGGAGGCAUAAGCCUCAGCUCUUAGCUGGGUGUAUGUCACUCAGCUAAGAAUCCUAUCCCCUAAAACAUGCUCCUUCAGCAUACAGGAAGUUGUAAACAUGACGGUGUUGCCCAGAAUCUGAUUCCGAGGAGUCACUGUCAAGGUAAGAGGCAAGGAAGAUGCCAGUGCGAGCCUCUAUGUAGUCAUCUUAGCAGCCUUGCUUGCUAGUGAGAAUUGUUUUGGGGUCAGCUAAGCAGUUUCCUGCAACGGCUAGAACCCAGCGGUUCAUGCCCUACCACUUCCUCUUGUUGUUCCCACGCCUAACAUCUGUCUGUUCAGUCAUUCUUCCCAGAACUGGUUUUCACUGAGCAAGGUGAGAUUUGACAGCCUGGCUUCUGCUGGUAAUGCCUGCCGCUGUUUGCACAGAUCAGUCAGGAGCCUUAUGGAAUGAUGCUCAGAAAGCCUGCCCUUUUGGGGCCCCUUAGCAAGAACUGACAUUAGCAACCAUGAACUAGAAGGUCUGUGACUUGUGGUUCCAUGGAAAGCUACAUACUGUAGCCAGGCAGAGAAGAGAAUGGCUUCUAGGCUGAUUUGCUGUAACAGCAUAGGACAAGAGGUAUAGAGUGGUCUUCCCUGACCCAGCGCCCCCCUGCAAGUGUUGGCUUGCAACUUCCAUAAUUUCCCUGGUGGCUCACUGGAAAUUGUGGAAGUUGCAUUCCUACACAUCUGGAGGACACAAGGAGGAGGCUGGUCCAGAGCAACUGCUAGCAAAAUCCAGCCAACCAGGGUUGACAUUGGUUCCCCAAGGUGCCAGAGAGGGCCAGUAGCUUUGCAUAUUUUAGUGUCUUAAAACCAUGACUACCGUGAAGGGCUGAUACAUCCAUUCUCUUGUGUGGUUGAAGAUUGGUGCUGGUACUGGACCAUAGGCAAGGUGGUAACUCCACUUGUCACACUUAUGUAGUCAUUCCUACCAAUCAAAGUUGAAAUCUGGGUGCUCCUUGCUCCUGAGAAAAUAAAUCACCAAGUUAGAAGGCAUUUAUGCUGAGGCAACAGAACUUGGGAGUUUGCCUUUCUCCAAGGCUUGGCCCUUCACUUCAGCCUGCUAAAAAAACUUACCUGACAGAAAGGUAUGACUAUUAAAACUGUCUUUCUAGUCUUAGUUGGGAAAACGAUAUGGUGAGGAGGAAAGUGCUGAUGGUUUUAAGUAAACGCCCAUAAUGCAUAAAACUUGCUCAACAGCAGCAAAACUGCUUCCUUGUGGGAUAAACCAAAGGCUGUACUUUUUCUACUAAAACAAAAAAAAAAAAACAAGAACCUCAAGUUACAACAUUGUGCUCAUGUUCACCUCUUUAUUCCUUUCUGAGAUGUGAAAUACUUUUUUUUAAGGCCAGACAGACUUGCUUAACUGGAAAGGCCUUGUCAAAUGGGAUUUUUCUGCAAAUUAUUUAAGGAGGGAUGGGGAUACACCUCCUUUUUAAUAGUUUUACUCCACUGUCUUACCACACUUCUUAAAAGCUCUUAGCUUUUCUGGUACAAAGUCACUUUUCCCCUUCUUCUCUCUCACCUAGCAUAUGAAUGGUAUCCUAUAAGCUCAAAAGAUGUUUUGAGCUGGUCCCAGCAAUGUAUAUUGUCACUUCAGCAGAUGAGGAGAGAAUGGGCUAUUAAAUAGAUUAUCAUUGUGCAAUACAGAUGAAACAUGUUGGGAGACUUUGCCAAAUCGCUAAUGUUAGGGGGGCUUAAGAGUCAAGUUCUUGUAGUUUUCAAUGAGGAUUGUACUUCUAAUUUUCUGAAAUUUCGUAAGCCUUUGAGUAAAGGAUUCUGAUUUUUUUAAAGCACUCAUAUCUCCUAUUGAUGUACAUUAAAGUAUUCAACACUUUUUGUGAUUGUUAAUCCAAAGGAUCCAUUCACUUAACAUAGUUUUCCUACAGUAAUUCCCCAAACUUGGAUAUUUAUUAAAGUGUGUUGUAUGAAUCAAACUGCCCGCUGGUGACUCUGUGGAUGGCAGUUCUGCCCUGGGCAUUGUCAUGGGGAGGGUAUUGUCUCCUGUGAUUCUCCCCAUGAUUUCCUGUGAUUGGAAAAAGUCAUGCACACCAGCCCUUAGGCAUUAUACUUUUGAAUGUUUUAUCUUUAUGCUGCCCUAAAGGUUAAUUUUUUCUACUAGAGAUCUUACAAAGAUGAAGGCUUUGGUCAGAUUACCGCCAGUAGUUUGGUUAGAUAACAACUAUGUUGAAUGAACGAACUCAAGGUGUUGUGCAAGGUGUUCUGUUUGUGCCCCUCAAAAUUUGAGAGCUCUUUUUGCAGUUACUUUUAAAACACACAGGCAGGCUCUCGGGAAAGUUUGUCCAUAGAGCUGCAAACAGGAUGUAGGAUAUUGAAUGUAUACUUAUUACAUGUAAUAAAAUAAUUGAUCAUUGUUUUCCAAAGUAAAACAUUUGCUGCUCACUCAGUGACUGUUUUGGCUCAUUUUGCAAGUAUGUAGAAAUGUUUUUUAAAAACUGCUUGAGAACAAAUUAUCAACAUAUUUUUCCCAGGGACAGCCUAAUAGGCCAGUAUUUUAAAUUCUUCUUAUAGUCUAUUUCUGGGAUUAUCCUUACAAAAGUUACAUGAUACAGCCUGUUCAUAUAACUGCAUUUGGAGAAAGGCUUAAAAAUGGUCACCUGAGCACCAGUGUUACAAUGGUAUUAGUUCUCUGCAAGAUGAUAUUUGCACGUCUUUAGAUCCAAGCAGGUUUGUGUAUAAAGAGUAAUGAGAAUAGCAGUCCCUAAACUCAGUUGUGUGAAUGCUUCUUUUCAGUGUGGAUUUAGAUCUAGGUUAGAUAUACAAGAGCUAGUCCCACAUUUUAUGGGUAGACCGUAUUCCUUUAGGAUCUGACAAAUAGCACUUGUCCUCCAGGUACAUAAAGCUUUCUUGACCUUUUAAGGCCUCUGCUCCAACAGAUUUGGAGUAAAAUCUGUUUAUCUUAACUGGAAAGCAUUAUUUUGUCCAUAAUACCAAAGUGUAACAAAAUGGGUAGUUACAAAACUCUUUAGCCAAACCCCCAAAUUGUCUAACAUUGCAUGGAAAGGGUGUAAUUCCUCCCUCCCCUGCAGCUUAGACAGAAAUAAUUAAAUCUGUGUUUAUGUAGCCAGUCUUUAAGCAGAACUGGAGAUAAAGCCUACAGCAACAUUUGCAUCUAGUUUCUUUCCAAGUAAUAAAUCAGCUUAUAGAGCUCUGAAAAAUUAUGCUUAAAAGAGAAAUAACAAGACCUAGUUCACAAAAAAGUGCUAACUUAUGGCUCAUUGGCCUACCUGGGAGAUCAGUGGGAGAUCAGUGAACAAACUGUGGAUGUUUUUUCUUCAUUCCUGGAGCUGUUUGUUUCCUCCUCCUUCACCUACUCCCUCUCUGCAUCCUAAAUGCCUUUGUGGUACUCUAGUACUGGUAGUUUUGUAGAGUUGCUGAGGGCUCUCCUUCCCCUCCUCCUUUUACAGCACUUUCCUAACAUCUUUUAUCCUGGUGAAACAACUCAUGUACAACCCACAGUUCUGGAUUCAUACAUAACCCAUGAGUUUAAAAACCCAGAGUUCAUAGCCCAACCAGUCAUGGGUUCUCUUUCUGGGUUAACUGGAUUCACACAUCACUACAACCCAGAAUUUAACAACCUCAUAGGUUAGUGUUAUGUACACAGUCCAAGAGUAUAGAGUUUUGCUAUGAAUCUGCUUUUUAAAAAAUUCUGAAUUCUAGAGGGGAUUCUCACUGUACUUUUACCUUUUCCAUGUAAGAUGAGAAUUCUUUCCAGCUCCAAGAGACAACAUUCUGGGAAGAUGCAUCAUUUUUUCCAACACAGAGACUAAUAUUGCUAUCAAACCUGUGUAAAAAUAGCCUGAAUGGCUGUCCAGAUAUGCUUGUUAUAUUGAUGUAUUUGUCAAGAAGUAGAAGCAUUUUGGCAUAUGAGAUAGGGAAUAAAACAUGCUUGUGACAUUUUCCUUGUUACAUUUUUACAUAAUUUUCCCUGAUACAGGUAUGAAACUUUGACACAUGCAGAACAUUAAUAGGGGAAUCAGCUUUCAUAGUUGGAUACUGACACCUUGAAAGCCAAAGAUGGCCCUUGGGUGCUUGGCUUCAUUCGACAGACAAACUGAUAAAUUAAAGCACCUAAAGUGUCAUUUUUACUGUUGCUUUUUCUAAAAAAACAAAACAAAACAAAAAAGAUCCCUUUGUGCCUCCAUAUGAGCCCACAUUCAGAUGUUUUUCUUAAUUUACUACUUUGUUUUUUGGGGGAGUAGACCUCUUAUCUGCAGGAACCUUUUGAUUUUUUUAAUGGACAUUUUAAGGAGUUCUAGUGCUAAAAUGAAGAUGUCCAGAAUAUCACUAUUAAACUGUAUUUACUGCACUGUGGAAUGGUACUAAACUCUCUCUUAACCCUGCUUCUGUGAUGAACCAGGGAGCAAGAAUCCUGUUUUGGACUUCACAUCUUACCUCCUGCUGUCCCCUUUUGUGAAAAUGAAAACAGGUUUGUUUUUAGAGAAAUAACGCUCUGAAAUUUCUAAGAAACCAGUAUUCCAUGUUAUUUUUGCUUUCACCUGUAUGAAGAGCCUAAAAACAAAUGUAGGAAUUUUGUAAAACUCCAGGUCUCUUUAACUUGUGUAAAUAUAUAUAUUUUUUAACCAGAUGUAUGAAGAACAAAAAGAUGUGCAAUAUCCCCAACCUGCCACAGUAUCCUUUUCUCCUUUCUAACAAGCUUUCAUUUGUAUAUUGUUAAUUGGGUUUGCUGGUGUUGCGCUCUUUUUCCCCCUCUUUUUUUGGGCGGGGUUAAACUUGCUUUUAAAUAAAAAGAAAAACCUCUUACUGCAAAAGCUUUUUUGUAUCUGUAAUAUAUUGUAAGUACAUAUUUGUGUAAUGGAGAUUAUACUACUGUUAAGUUUUGUACUGUACUGGCUGAAGGUCUGUUAUAAAUAAACAUGAGUAAUUUAACA